AUGCCCAACCCCAACGUCUCCAACAUCAACGACUCGAUCUCGCCCAAGAUCCAGUCCCUCGUUCACCGCCUGUAUGCGGCGAGCGACGUCGGACCCGUCGGCCACCAGCACUAUGUGGACCUGUAUGCGCCGGACGCGACGCUCGUCAUGGGCCCCGCGACGUUCAACGGCCACGAAGGUAUCCUGGGCUGGCGCCAGAAGGGAUGGGAGGCUGUUGCGGGGCGCACCCAUAUCUGCCAGGGCGUGUUUGCGGGCAAGAACCCCAACGAGGUCAUGAUGUACGGUACCGUCGCGUACGACAUGAAGGACGGGACGCGCAAGGAGGGCAUCGAGUGGUCCGCGCGCCUGCUUACCGACGGCGGCGCACCGGAGCCCAAGAUCAAGUUCUACCAGGUGUUCAUUACUCAGAAGUAG
Messenger RNA from Cutaneotrichosporon cavernicola, 414 nucleotides. RefSeq lists its product as uncharacterized. The record is from RefSeq and is a predicted model, not a curated record. Bases 1 to 414 code for a protein of 137 amino acids. NCBI's taxonomy places the organism in Eukaryota, Fungi, Basidiomycota, Tremellomycetes, Trichosporonales, Trichosporonaceae. The transcript is spliced from 3 exons.